This is a messenger RNA of Meloidogyne enterolobii, 3312 nucleotides long. NCBI's taxonomy places the organism in Eukaryota, Metazoa, Nematoda, Chromadorea, Rhabditida, Meloidogynidae. The record is from the annotation of a GenBank genome assembly.
AAUUUAAAAAUUCCCAAACUAAAAAAUUUAAAAAAAAUAUUUUUUUGCCAGACCCGCGACCCUCGCAACAACCAAGAUAAUACGAACAUGUUUCAAUCCUCACAAGUUGGAAGAGCUUCACGCUCGCGUAGCGAAAAGCUACCUGCCCCGGAAGCUUCAACUGCUUUGUCUACUCAACAAAGAGUAAACAGUACAUUUAUGCCGGUGACUUCAAAGCAGAUUUAUUUUGUUCUUAAUGGCAACCCACAUCGUUUCUAUCGCACUCUUGUGAGUCCUCUUAGUAGAGGCGAGUUGGAUCACUUAUUGGAGGAAAUAAGCGAAGGUCUGCACGUGGCAAUAUUUCGAAUAUAUUCGUUCGAAGGCGAUCGUAUUCUCAACGUUGAACAACUUCUUCAACUAAAGGACUCUCGCGCAAUUGCAGUACCCAGACAUGAACGUCUUCAACUCAACGGCCAGACCAACUCAGACAUUUUAAGGCCUGUUAUUCCUCUCCAACAACAAAAGCAAUCGACUGGUACACUGCUUCUUCCGCCUAUUAAGAAUGGCAAUAAUAAAUCUAAAGGAACCGGAACCUCAUCUUCUAAAUCAGUGCCUCCCUAUCGUGGAAAUCACUCAAAGACUCGACAACCCAGCAAUAACAUUGACAGACUCCCCGCCUACGAAAACCUUACACGUUUCGAUUUAAACAUUAAAAAGAAACGGAUGCUUAACUCAACCAAUUCGCAAGACGAUACCAACAUUAAUUUGCUAAAUAACGGGGAAGUUUCUAUCCGCCAAAGGUCCUUCAGUUCGAACAAUGCACCUCCAGUUAAAAUGGCCGCAUCUGGCGCCAUUAAAGUUAAGAGGAAAUUAACGACCCUGGGCCCUACAAAGGCUAAGGAUACUGUAAAUGCAGCUGAGAAUACUGCUACAACUUCGUCAACAGUUACCACAACUACGACUAAUACAGACUCAGAUUCUGGUCGGCCUCGUUCAACAAUGGAAGAGUUAGAAAAUAUGCCUGAUGAAGUAAAUGAAGAAAGGCCUGAAGGGGAUGGAAAUGAGAAUGUAGAUGGUGAGGAGGAUGAUUACCCUGAAGAGCCGCCUGAAUUAAUGGCAUUGCACCAGAUGGAAAAAAGGAGAAGGAAAAAAUCUUCAAAGGGGAAAAAUGAAGGGGAUAUUGGGGAGGAAGAGAGGGAAGGAGAGGAGAGGGAAGGGGGUGAACGGGAAGAGGUGAUGGAAAAGGAGGAGGAAAAUGAGGAGGGAGAGAGAGAGGGGUUAGAUACUGUAGGAGAUGAAAUGGAGAAUGGAAGGGAAGAUGCGAGGGAAGAUGGAAUGGAAGAGAGGGAAGAGGAGGCUUUGGAUGAGGUGGCGAUGAAUGAAGAUGAAGACAAGGAUGAGGAUGAUGAAGAGGAUAAUGAGGAUGAAGACGAGGAAGUAAGGAGAAUAAACAAGGUUGAAGAUAUGAAGGAGGAGGAUGUAGAGGAAGUAAACGAGAUGGAUGAGGUAACAACUCCUCCAAAGAUCGAAGAAGAAGCAAAAUCACCUUCACCUGUUCAAUACACAAUUGUCCAUACAGGUGGAAGCAACCCAGAACAGGAGAAUGAAGGGGGAAUGAGUGGAGUUUACUCAGAUGAGUUGGAACGGAUAUUGUAUGGACAGGCUGCAGUAAAGAUUCAGAGCGUGUGGAGAGGGUACACAGUGCGCAAAGGCUUUAAACAUACACGUUUCUCCGAACACCCGAUUUACAUUGGAACGGGCAGUUAUGCCCCUAGGCGUCGUUCGAAAAAUAAUUUGUAUAAGCCCAACGAAAGGCAUCAUGCGAUUAUCACACGUGUUAAAACGCCAAAAUCUGGAAAGAGGAAGACUUCAUUUAAAAAGACGUCAACUACCAUGCUUGUCCCCGAUUAUGGGAAUGAAACAGCCCACGAUUCGUCUUCGGAUAGAGAAGAAGCCAGUGUUACCGAGCUACUUCAAGGAAAACAAAGAUUGGGGUGGGAAAUGUCACAGGAUCACAUUGACAAAAGCCCAGUAAAUUCACAGAGAACACCUCGAACAGAUUAUCUCUACACAAUUACCGUACUCACCGGAAACCGGUGGGCGGCUGAUACAGAGGCCGAUCUCUAUAUAAUACUGGUGGGAGCUGGGGGGAUUGAGUCAGAACGGCUAUGGCUUCGACAGGAGUUCACAAAUUGGUUGCAGAGUGGGGCAAAUGGACAGCGCUUUCGUCAAAACCAUUCAGACUCCUUCCAAUUCAGAGUACCCAGCCGAUUUGGAAUUUUGAAAAAAUUGACAAUUGGGCACGACUGUAAAGGAUACGGUGCUGGCAUCUUCAUUGAUAGGAUAAUGGUUACUGAGGAUGAAGAAGCUAGUGAGGAUUGUCGCCAAUUUCUUUUCCUAUGCAAUAAAUGGCUUGAUUCUGGCCAAGUUGAUGGAAAAUUGGAGCGCACAAUUCGACUCAGCUCCUUCUACGAAAUUUCAUCAAUCCCUAUAGAGGAUCGAGUAACAAGAGGCCGUUGGGAGCUUAUUCUCCAUGGAGGCUCAGAAAAGGGACUGGGUGGAACGACUUCACAAUUAUCCAUUACUGGGUAUGGAACUCGAGCCCAGUCAACAACCUCUGGAUUGUAUGACUCCAACAUGGCUAAAGUGCCUUCUGAUGCGUUGAUACAGCUUGAUUUUGGCGACAUUGGUGAACUACUUAAAGUACGUGUUGAGAUUGAUGGAACUGGAAGUAGUCCCGAUUAUUUUCUCAAUUUUGUGGAAUUCAAGGAUCUGGACACCGAAGAACGCUUUGUGGUCAUGUGUGGAAAGUGGCUGCGUUGGAAAAGUACAAAGAAGGGGGAUCAGCCGUUUAGAGAACUCUCUGCUUUUCAUAUCGGAGUUGAACCAUUGCCUUUGAUAACCUAUGAAGGCAAAAUCAGCAUUCAGUCAACACCCAAAAUUGAGUGUUUGAACAAUAAGGAGGUUCUAAUGGAUUUGCAUGGAGAUCUUGGAGAGACUGGCAUAUUUCGAGUAACUAUCUCCCCGCCUAUGGACUACAAAGAAAAACAAUUAAAAUCUGGUGAUGAGGAAAAUAUGCCGAUAAAUGAAGACAUUGACAAGGAGAAUGAAAAUAUUGACAUUUCAUUCAAAGUAGAGGCAGUAAGCGUCGGUCGAGUAGUCGGUGCCCGUCUCCGUUUCGAGCCAAAUUCAAUUGGAGAACAAAUAGUAGAUGGACUUUUGGCCAUUCAAGGCCUCUUUCAAAAACAAGGGCUUUGGCCCCUCUCCUCAAAUUCAGAAUUUUUGUGUGGGCGAAUACUCCUUCGAGAAUCUUACCACACCCCGUAUCGGUAA